Aegilops tauschii subsp. strangulata is the source of this 648-nucleotide messenger RNA. The record is from RefSeq and is a predicted model, not a curated record. Lineage: Eukaryota; Viridiplantae; Streptophyta; Magnoliopsida; Poales; Poaceae.
AUGAAGCAGGCGCUGGAACAGAAGGACCUGGACCUUGCUGCAGCUCGGAAGACGGCACGGGAAAAAAACGAACUUGCCGACGAGAAGCUGGCUUCAGUCGGCAAGUUAGAAGAAGAAAACGCCAAACUGAAGACUGCCAUCGGCGAGGCUAACAAGGAAGUCGUGCAGCUGAAGAAGGACAAUGUGGCUCUGACCGACAAAGUUGGAGAUCUCACUCGGAAGAGGGACGAGCUAGAGGAUGAAGCUGCCAUGAACGUGCUCCAACUGGAAUCUCGCCUUGCCAGUGCCAUGGACUACCUUGCGCGAUUGAAGGUGGUGGUGUCGCGGAUUGACACGGCGCUCUGGCCAAGGGUGACAUUUCAAAAUGAUCUCGAGUCUCUUAUGACUCGACUUAAUGAGAUCCCUGGUCGAGUGCAGGAAUGGAAGAAGUCAUCCGCCCGAUGCGGUGCUGAUGUGGCCCUGUCUCAGGUUUGCGUCCAUUGCAAGGAGGCCAAGGAAGAGAAACUAGCAGCGCUCAGGGUGGCCAAUACCAAAAAGCUUGACUUCCAGUCCUUCAUGGAGACCUUCAUCGAAGCAGCCACCCGUAUUGUGGACGGGAUCGACUUGGACGAGUUCAUCGAGCCUGCCAGCCCUCCUCCAGCGGAGUGA